AUGGAUGAUCUGCUAGAACGGUUUAACUCUGUUAAAGUCAAAAGGAGAACCACCUAUAAAAAAGUUCAACAGAAUAGCACAGAUGAGGCCGCUGGAGACGAUGACUGCGUUCCAACGAGCUUGGCAGGAAACGGGUUUCUAUUCGGAAAUGCCACUGUAGACAAAAUAAAGAACAGAUUAAACAACGAAGACCAUCCAAACAGCAGCAUUGACGUUACCAAAUCAAGCUCAGAAGAUCAAAUCCCGGUGUCACAGUCGCAACUGCUGUCGACCUUAUAUGAUGGUGGUGAAGAUUUGGAGUCAUUAGAGAGGAAAAAGGAGAGGAAGAAACGUAAGGAAGAGCAAAAGUUACUGGAACAGAAGCUCAAAGAAAAGAAUGGGUUAGUUGACACUCAUGUCGACUAUACCCAGGUGAUUUAUGCCAACGCACCUGUAAGAAGAAGUACGAGGAAGGCUAAAUUGACCAAAAGAAACGCAUUAGAUGAGAGUGACCAGCACACAAACAAUUUUGAUAAGGUGCAGGAAAGUGAUUUGAGCCAUACAAAUGUCGGAAAUAAGUUGGAAGAGCAACUGGAGUCAAAGGAUGUUUCUAGACAGUUGAGGGACAUCAAAUUGCAAAGUACUACCCACUUACCCACUAGUACAUCUAGAACUCGCCAAAUUAAUUACAGUCCUACUUCUGAAGGGGCCAUUGGAGGUGAGCUACUCAAAACGCAGACCGUGAAUGCUCGGACUCAAGCUACCCAAGUCAUUCAUAGCGAUACACAACCGACACAGCUCGUCGAUACAGAUACACAACCAACUCAGAUUGUUGAUACGGAUUCACAACCAACUCAGAUCAUUGAUACAGAUACACAACCAACACAACUCAUUGAUGCUCAGCCCGCUCAAAUCAUUGAUGCUGAGACACAACCAACACAGAUUAUUGAUACCAACGCACAGCCUACUCAAAUUAUUGAUCCUGACACACAGCCGACACAACUAAUCAACUAUUCACAUGAGUCAAAUGGAAAGCAUAUUCCCACGUUGCCAGCUCCCGAUGCGUUACUCUCCACUGGAACAUCUUUACUUGGAUUGAAUAUUCCACUUCAUAGAUACGCGACGGCAGGUACAACAAGCAAUCCCAAACAUAAAAAUGACUCGCAACACAUUAUAGAGGAUAACAUUGCCACAAUGAGGGAUCGUUUGGAAACCCAGGAGUUUCAACCUACAGUAGCGGAUGAUGUAAAAUCAGGAGGUAAUACACUCAAGAUACACGAGAUUCAAACCCAGAUCGACGAAGAAACAAGAAACAUGCUAAACCGGGGUGUUGAGCACAGAAAGAGCCGGGGUGUGCCUUCACGCGUUGAAGUUAGAUUUACCAAAGAAUCCUUUAUGGCAGAUUUUGAAGAAAGUGAUAGCGCGUCAGAUAUGGAAUCCGACAGCGACCAAAUUAAUGACACCACUCCUGAGACAGGCAGCUCUCAAAAUAGUGAUUCCAAUAAAGCACGCAAGCCCACGGAAGCUCCGAAAACCAAAAGGGUUACCGGUCUAAGCUCUUAUGAAACUAUUCUCCGGAAUAAAGUCAAUGACGAUGAAUGUUUAGACCUCGGUUCAGACGAUACCUAUUCCAGUGAAGAAGAAUACGACAAAGAAUCCAAGGUUAGUCAAGCCUCCAAAGCAGCCGUUCUUAAUAUUAAGGCUAAAGCUCUCAAAAAGAAAGCAAUAGUAAAGGCGGCAAACACGAACAAAACAACGUUAGACAGCUUAUUUUCAGACUUGAAGAAGAAGAACAGGCAACAGAUUCUGUCUCACCAGGCUGAAAUAAUUGGAACCAAAGGCAUCAACCACAAAGAUCUAGAAAGGGAAAAAGAAAUUGUGGAAGAUUUGCUGGAACAGGAGAUCUUGAGAAACAAGAGACUCAGGGAACGUGAAAGGGAGAGAGAACAAAAAGAGGAGGAGCAAUCUGAUAUGGAUAACAAUUACAGUGCAAAUGAAUUAGAGAGCUUUGAUGACUCGGAUCACGAUAGCCUCAAUGAGGAUGAACCUAACAUUAACGAUGACAAUAAUUCUUCUAAUGGUGUUGAUUCUGAAGAUGAAGAAGAGUUCGCCGCUUUUCAGGUUUUGAAAGGAAAGAAAAGGAAGAACAUGCAAAUUCAACCAGAAUCUGACUCGGAAGAGGAAACGGUUAAUUCGAACGAUAAACGAGUAAACGCGCCUUCAGAGUCAAAACCGAUCCAUCCCGUCAACAACAUCAAUGCAAUUGAUCUGGGUGACUAUGGGAAUAAUUUGGAAAUUCGCGCCGAACUGAACAACACGGAGAAACUAGAUACUAAGUGUAUGCUUGACGAAAAGGAACAUGCGCGCGCCGUUGAUAAAGAGAGAUUAAAAACUAUAAUGAAAGAAAAAAAACUGAUGUUGAAACGGGCUGAACUCAAAGAGAAGGGCGUAAGUAAUUUCUUUGAAGAGGAAGCUGAGGAAUCUGAAGAUGAAUGGCAUGGUAUUGGUGGGAUUGAUGGCGAAGUUUCAGACGAAUAUGAUUCAGAGGUCGAAAAAAUGAUUGAUGAUUAUUCGAGGGCUGAUAUGGAUCCAGAGGAAAUACGAAAGCUACUGGUUAGCGAAAACAAAGAAAUGGACGUUAAGAUGGUUAACAAGAUUCUUUUUGAUAUAAAAAAUGGUAAUUUCAGGAAGAGGGGACGUGAUACAUUAGAAUUAGAACUCAGCGAUGAGGAGGAUGACGACUUACGUCAAUAUCGCCAGAAAAGAAACGAACUGAUGAAGCAGCGUUUAUUGGAUCUUGGUGAUGAUAAGAAACUGGUGAAAAACGUCAAAACCAAAGCGUUUUUCGAUAGCCUCGUGGAGGAUAUAGUAGAAGUUAAAAAUCCCUUUGGCGUAAUGUCAGAUAACGAGACACAAGAUACGGAUGAGACGACAACGAUCGACACUCAGACGAGAGAAUCUGUUUCGAAUAAAGAAGAAAAACCCACUCAAGAAAAAGGCAAGAAAACUGUUUUAUCUGAGGAAUUUGUUCAAAGAAGCUUGUCCUUUUUAAAUAGCAACAGAAAUUUGACAGAGUUUGAGCAAAACCAGGAUCUUGCUCGUCUCCAACACGAUGACGAUGUCAGUGACUUGUACACGCUAAAAAAGCAGAGUUCGGUUAAGUCCUUCAAAUCUGUAGGUUCCAAAAAUGAAAUUAUUAACGUGGACGCAAACGACAAUUCAGGCACUGCCGUUGCUACAGCAACUUUCAGACCGCCUUCCAUCAUAAAAUCAUUCAACUCGAAGUUGAAUGUCGAUGAUAAGUUCAGAAAUGGUAAAAAGACCGUCAAAACGUUCAAAUCGUACAAGGCUGUCGGUGGUUCCAAAACGUCAGUUACCUACAUGAAUAAAGUACGGAAACUAACAGCGCCUAAAUCUCUUAAAAAACUGCAUUCUACUGGCGGUGAGCGAAAAAUAUCUGCACAGACUUCCCAUUCGUUCAAAAGUAAUAGCAACUUUGACAGUUAG
Molecule: messenger RNA, 3486 nt
Organism: Huiozyma naganishii CBS 8797
Lineage: Eukaryota; Fungi; Ascomycota; Saccharomycetes; Saccharomycetales; Saccharomycetaceae
Gene: MRC1
Product: chromatin-modulating protein MRC1
Exons: 1
Coding region: 1-3486 (1161 amino acids)
Biological process (GO): mitotic DNA replication checkpoint signaling; activation of protein kinase activity; mitotic G2 DNA damage checkpoint signaling
Molecular function (GO): anaphase-promoting complex binding
Source: RefSeq, a predicted model, not a curated record